AGCCCUUAUUACCGACAAAGAACACACCAUAAACAUACAGAACAACACCAUAAACAUACAGAACAACACCAUAAACACACAACACAACACAAUACAAAACCUUGAAGAACGUCUCCAAUAUUUUUCAAAACAACCUGUGAGGGACUGUGAGGAUGUGUACAAGGCGGGAGGGAAGGAGAGCGGAGUCCACACCAUCUAUCCCAAGAGUUCACCAGCAGGUGUGAGGGUGUACUGUGAGGUACAAGAGGGACAGUCAUGGACGGUGUUCCUCGCUCGUCACCAUCAAACUCCCAAUGAGAACUUUACACGGUCUUGGCAAGACUACAAGAAAGGCUUCGGGGACCCUGAAGGAGAACACUGGCUGGGAAAUGAGAACUUACACACGCUGACUGGUGGAGAGACACGUUACCGCCUGAGGGUGGAGGCCACCAACCUGCAGGGAGAACAACGAUAUGGAGAGUGGCGAGUGUUCCGUGUCGCUCCUGAGGACAACAGGUACCGGCUGACUGUGGAGCAGUACAACAGCAGUAGUACACUGGGUGAUGGACUGAACUACCACAAUGGCGGGUCGUUCACCACGGUGGACAGGGACCACGACACAAACCCGUCAAUAAGUAAGUGUUAAGUGUUUAUGUGAGCA
Messenger RNA from Homarus americanus (American lobster), 640 nucleotides. Its product is annotated as fibrinogen-like protein 1. Lineage: Eukaryota; Metazoa; Arthropoda; Malacostraca; Decapoda; Nephropidae. The record is from RefSeq and is a predicted model, not a curated record. The transcript is spliced from 5 exons. The annotation marks the transcript as partial.